AGAUAUGGCUCAGAAUAGAAGCCAGUGGCAAUCCUGCUGUAACCUUCUUUUACUUUCUUCAUAGAAAGUGGUUGUGUCUCCCUUACCUGAAAGAUUUCUUCCGAUUGUACCUUUGCGUUCCCUGAUUACUAGCACAUUACCUUACACCAAUCUCUUCGUUAUUGUUCUCUCUUUUUUUGUUGCGCCCCUUAGCUUUUUUUUCUUUCUUUGUAUUCCUCUCGAAUUUUCAUUGUUUUGUGUGGCGCAUAUAUAUUGGCGCUCUCCUGUACCAAUAUUCAUGUGUCCAAAUAAAUAAGAAAUCAAGACAGUUAUCACCAAAGAGCUGAUUCAUCAUUCUCUUCAUGCAUUGCCCCAUAUAUUUACAUCAUCUGAAGUAAGGAUCUUGAAAAAUACUUUGUGGUAGGUCGUUCAUGUUUAUUAGUAGUGGCUGUAAUCUCUUCAAUAUUUUUUUAGCAAAUCUGAUCACUGGCACUAUUAAACAAAACAACUCUCCAUGUAUAAAAUGUAAUACAUCCCUUUAUAAUGAAGUGCCAUUCAAAUUACAGUCGGUAUUUCUUGUACUCAAACGUAUUUUAAACAUUCAGCUAAUGAAUAUAAUGGAUGAGUAUAAGACUGAAAGGAAUCUAGAGGCUGGUGAUUCUGUAUUGAUGUUAUUUCCAAUUAUAUAUUGAGUUAAAUGAAAUGAUUUUGAAUGACACCCAGAGUUUUCAUAUUUGAAAGUUCUAAUUGUGAGAUGUAAAUGAUUGGAGAUCAGAGGAUUGGUUUAGCCCAUUCUCAAUAAACACAGUUUACCCAAACUACUUGCAAACGUGUUCAAAUAAGUUUUCGUCACUAUUUAUGGAUUGUAGUUUUUAUUUGUUAAAUUGCCUCAUAGUUCCACGUCUCGUUGUCUAAUAUCAUUUUUAGUAGUGUUUAACAAAAAAUGGAUCCAGUCCUGACACCAGAAAUGAUACAUAUCGGACCUCGCCAUUAUAGGAAAAAUGCAUCAAAGCAAUGUUUUGUUCAGCCCUUUCCUACGUCCAUUAGUCAAAUCGAAGAGGUUCCAGAUGUUGAAGAAGUAGAUAUAGAUGAAAAUGAUCCAGAAACUAUGGAAAUAAACAGGAAAAUUAUGGCAGUUGAUAAUGGGUAUACUGCUUCGUUUAAGGUUCCACCGUUAUUUCACAAGUUCAUUGUUGGUGUUCAACACUCAAAAAAAAAACUGUUAGAAGACGAAUUUCGUUGUUACAUUGAUAUCCCGAAUUCUGGUUCUAGUUCUUCAAUGGUCUCUGUUACUGCGACGUCAAGAUUUAACGUUUUAAAUGCAUGUCGUCGUAUUCUCUGGAUAGUGACUGAUGCACGUAAUCGGUGUCAACCAACUCAUUUCAUUUGUUUACCAGUUACUUGUCCAACUGUUAAAGAUAAUUUUCAGACAUUCAAACAGUCUGUUUUACAAGCUGCUAGUGAAUGUCCUCAUGAUUUUAUGGGCGUGGAUAGUUCUAUCUUUCAUUCAGUGUCUACGUUACACUUCACUUUGGUAACUCUUGUGUUGGCUGAUGAAUCCGAAGUUGAAAAAGCAUGUGAAAUAUUAAAGACUUUCUACAAAUCUCAAAGAGGUAUUCAGUUGUUUGCAUCUGGUCCUCUCCAACUAACUAUUAAAGACCUUGAAUAUAUGAAUGACGACCCUACUUCUGUACAUGUACUUUAUGCAAAGCUGAUGGAAUCAUCAGAUUCACAAAGACUACAAACAAUUGCUAAUGAACUAUUGAAUCUACUUACUGAACAAAAUCUAACCAGCACUGGGUCAUAUCGUCCGGAUAAUAAUGUAAAAUUACAUAUGACUUUACUUAAUUCUAAGUAUCGUCAGGAAAAAAGCAAUCGUGACGCUUCAUUUCAAGGUUUCUCACCUAAUACUCGUACAUCGUUCAGCAUAACCGGGAUUUUAAAAAUUGCAGGAAAUUUUUACUUUACUGAAAAUCAGUCUUUUCAUCAAAUUUGUUUGUGUGAUCGUUUGUCAUUUGAUUCUUCAACCCAGUUUUAUAAAUGCUGUUGUAAGCUAGAGUUCACUACUGAUGGUAUCCAUUGUUCUCACAUCAAUAAAAUGUGA
Molecule: messenger RNA, 2083 nt
Organism: Schistosoma bovis
Lineage: Eukaryota; Metazoa; Platyhelminthes; Trematoda; Strigeidida; Schistosomatidae
Source: the annotation of a GenBank genome assembly